Moneuplotes crassus is the source of this 2539-nucleotide messenger RNA. The record is from the annotation of a GenBank genome assembly. NCBI's taxonomy places the organism in Eukaryota, Ciliophora, Spirotrichea, Euplotida, Euplotidae.
AUUUAACAUGGACUCUUGGAAGAACCUACGUUUAUCAAUUUCUUUCUUAGACGCUAUCCUAGAAGAUGGCGAGGAUGUCAACAAGCAGGAUCUCAGAAUGGAGCUUAAGCUAACCACUGGUGAAAUCGUGACUGUUGGAAUUGGAGAGGAGCCAGUCAGACUAGAGGUCAAGAGUGGAUAUGGAGUCUUGAGAUGUGGCUUGAAUACCUUCGAAGGCCUCUUUAUUGGUAGCGUUAGUUUUAAUGUUAAGACCUUCAUGCAACUGAUCAAUAACGAGAUCACACAUUGGGUUUCACUAAAAGCAUCUGCUUACAAUGAUGAUUUUGAUGGCAUAUUUGGGAAAGACCAGAAUGAGAAACCAAGGAUUCUUAUGAAAUAUAGUGCUGAAGCUCUACCAGAUACACCUUCACCGGACCUAGUUGUGAGAGAGCAUCACACUACUAUCUACGAAUCAUCAGGUGAUUCCCAAUUCAACAAGAAUUCAGGGCUUAUUCCUGGAAAAGUGUUUACUAAGGGUAACCUCAAAGUCAGCCUCGAACGUGUCAGGGCUGAUCCUUCCAAAAGAAAGGGAGCAAACUCUAAAGAAGAGGUAGUAGCUUUCCUCAGUGAGGUAGAUCCUUCCGAGCUAGAAAAAUAUAUGGAAGCGAAGACGGCUGAGCUAGUCGAAGAAGUUAACAAUGAAAAGGAUCAACUUAACGUUGAAGAAGAGGAACUUAUUCAAAAGUUACAAAGAAUUGAGAAAAACCAGACCGAUCUUACCAAGGAUGAAAAGGAUCUUAAGAAUAUUUGUGAUCGAGCGAUUGUCAGCCUCGAAGACACCAGAAAACAUGUCCAACUAGUUAAGGAAGAAGAGAAUCAAGAGAGACAAAGACUUAUCGAUGAAAUCAAGAAGUUAGAGGCUGAGCUAGACGAUGUUGACCGCGAACUUGAAGAUGCUGAGAAUGAGUAUGAAGAAGUCUCUAUUGGCAUUAAGAAAACCAAAAUUAUUCCAGAGAAAAGUUCAGGGGAAGAUGAAAGACUAGAUGCUCUAAGAAUCGAGGCUGAUAAACUUCUUAACGAAAUUGCCAUUUCUGUAAGGACUGGGCAAGUUGCUCCAGAUUUCGAAAUCCAAAGAGACGAGAACUUCCUGGAUGAUGUAGAUCACGACACACAGAAACUUCUUGAGAAAGAAAGUGAAAGAUACAAUGUUGAACUUGAUCUACUCAAUUUGGAGGACAAGUGUAGGAAGGAUGACUAUACUCUUGAUGAAAAGAACCAUGGAAUUUCAAUCAAAGAUGCUAAUAUUCAGUACCAUAACAGUCACUUGAAUGCUCUUCAGAAUGAGUUAGCAAGAGCCGAUGAGUAUUAUGACCAGAUUAUCUCUGACUUUAAGAGAAAGAUUGAUGAAGAGGCUGCUGACAUUAAAGACCUUGAGAAAGAACUCAGGAACAAGAAGGAUGAGAGAGAAAGACUCAGGCAAAGAACUGAGAGCUUAAGGAACGAAUACAACAACGGUAGCAAUGGGCUUGGCCUUAACGAUCAAUCUUAUGACUACGAUUCCAGGAACGAAGAGGAUAUUGAUGACCAAAUUAAGAGGAAAUUAUCCCAGCUUGAGGAAGCUGAGAGUAAAAGAAAAGAUGCUCAAGGUGAACUUGACAAGAUCUAUAAGGAAUGGAACACUAAGCUUACUCAACAUGUCAACAAUGCUUAUGAGAAUAGCCAGAAUGCUAGGGACAAGGACCAACUUAGGGAAAUUCAGAGACUUAUUAAAGAGAAUGAUGAUGUCGCUAGACAAGUCAACAGCCUUCUGGAGACAUUUGAUUUUGACAUUCAAGGAAUGACAGAGAGUCUCCAAAGACUUCGUGAUGAAGAUGCAGAGAUCUUGGACAAUCUUAGAAGAGCUGAAAAUGCUAUUCAAUCGAAGCAGCAUACUAUCAGAUAUUUAGAUGAAAAGGUUCUGACUUUGACCCAACAAUUGGAGGCAUUGAAAGCUGAAUCUGAAGAAAGAAAGGCUCAUAUCGAGCAACUCAAGGUACAAAUUGAAGCAGCAAGGAAAGAAAUCAAUGAAGCUGGCGAUGAUGACAUAGGAACAGAUGAGCUUGAGAGACAACUUGAAAUGAAACAAGAAGAAGUUAGAUCAUUAGAAGAACAAGUUAGAAAUAAGGAAGCUCAAUAUGACGAAUGGCGUGAAAAAGUUAAUAUGAAGCAGAAGGUUAUCAGCAGAAGAUCUAAAUCAAGGAAGAAGGAGUACAUUCCAGAUCCCUCUGAUGAGGCCGAUGUUAUUAUAGCAGAUUAUGUAAAUCAGCAUCAAGAUCCAGUUCCAAUUCAUAAGGUUGGAUACAGAAAUUAUAUUUAUGGAACAAGAAAUAUUGAGGUAAAAGAAGAUCGUAACAAGGGAUGCGUAGUUAUCCAAAAGACAGGUGAAAUAAUGAAGCUUCAUGAAUUCCUUGAAUAUUACAGCAUUCCAGAGAAACAAAGAUUAGAUGACUUAGAUCAAAAUGAAAAGGUUAUGAUCAGUUCAGUGAAUUACUAAUUUUAAUACUUGGAGCUCUUCAAUCUA